AUGGUCAAUAGAAGAUUGAUAGCGCUACUAGAAUCCAAACAACUUCUGACAAAACACCAAUUUGGCUUCAGAAAACAGCGAAGCACAACAGAUGCAAUUGUAACACUAGAGAACGCAAUAAACGAUGCCUUCUUCAGAAAACACCAUUUAGUAGCAGUAUUUUUCGACCUAGAGAAAGCAUACGACACCACCUGGAAACAUGGAAUAGCCCAAUCAUUAUAUAACUGGGGAUUGAGAGGUUCCAGUCUAAGCGUAACCCUGUUCUUAUUAGCAAUAAACAGUAUAUUCGAAGAUACUGAAAAUCACAUAGGAAAGCUUUUAUAUGUAGACGACAUAGUCAUAUAUUACGCACACGAAUCCAUAAAAGAAAUUGAGAAAAACUUACAGAAGGCCACAAAUACUGUAUCGAAUAAUGCUAAACUCAAAGGUUUCAAACUGUCCGUAGAAAAGACCAAAUGCAUACACUUUUGCAAGAAGAAAAAACAACAUGAAGACCAGAAAAUAUAUUUACAAGGAAACAAAAUAAAUACUGUACAAACUAUAAGGUACUUAGGACUGACACUUGAUAAGAAGCUCUCUUGGAAACCACACAUAAACGCAGUGAUACAAAAAUGCAAAAACAUCUUGAAAGUAAUGAGAUAUCUGUCACACACUAUAUGGGGCGCAGACAGAGAAAUCCUAUUAAAAAUGUACACCACCUUAAUCCAAUCACGCGUGGAAUAUAUGGGCAUAGUCUACCAGAAGGAAAAUCGCUCCGCAACUCAAAUCUAUACAAUUUGUAACUCUGCCAUAAGACUCGCAAUAGGAGCACACAGGACGAGCCCUACGAAGAGUCUGUACUCAGAAGCAGGAAUAAUACCACCAAAAUUUAGAGCUAUCUAUAAUAUCUUAAAAUACGCACAUAAAAUCAAAACACAGCCGAAUCAUCCAAAUUACACGAUAUUUUACCAGAACAACAUGAUAGCGAGAUAUUCGACAAAACCUCUACAAAACCAACCACUAACUGCAAGAGCCAUACACUACGUACAGGAAUACGAAAUCGACGAUAUUCCCCUCAUUACAGACAGAGACGUACAAUAUCUGAUAACGCAGAAAACAAACACAAUAUACAGAUUAGAAUUAUCAAACUUCGACAAAACAGAAACCCCACCUCAAAUCAUAAAUCAGAUCUUCUGUAGCAUAGUACAAGAGUAUACAGACAAAAUAAUAUUUUUCACAGAUGGGUCAAAAACACCAAAUGGAGUAGCAUGCGCCGUCAGCACCGAAGCAAACGAAAUAGGGUCCUGGAAAAUGCAUCCGAUAGCAAGGGUAUUCACCGCGGAAUUAUAUGCCAUAUAUAAAGCACUCAUGGAAGCCCAGAACACCACAAACAGCAACAUCUUAAUAGGCACUGACUCAUUGUCAUCAAUUAUGGCAAUCAAAGCAUCAGAACCACAAGACACAUUAUUACAGCUUAUAAAAACAAACUUAGCAAAUCUAGAAAUACAGAAAAAGAUGAUUAUAUUUGUAUGGAUUCCAAGCCAUACCAGUAUCAAGGGAAAUGAAAAAGCGGACACAUUAGCGAACAAAAAGACAAGAACUGCAGAUAGUAAUCUACACCCCAUAAGACUAGAUGACAUUAAUAGGCACAUAAAACAAAUCCUAAUCCAGAAAUGGCAAGACGAAUGGAACACAACAACUACACAGCUAAAACUAAUAAAACCAACGGUGGAAAAAUGGGAAAUAAAAACCACACUAAACAGAAAAGAAAAAACAAUACUAACAAGACUCAGGAUAGGACAUACACAACUAACCCAUAACCAUUUAUUCGAGAAACAAGAACUGCCAAAAUGCCCGAUAUGUAAAAUAUCAAUAUCAAUCAAACACAUAAUAGAAGAAUGCCCCACCUACAACAGACUGAUGAACAGUGUAACACCCAUAUAUGGAAGCGUAAUAGUUUGGUUCUACCGCGCACCGCUAGGUGAUGUCUUCGGUAACUUUUUUCUCACAGCUAUUAUUGCUUCUGUACAAUAUAAGAGGGCUGUAGAAACUUCAACAUGCAUCGCUUCUCGGCCUGAUGGCUAA
Colletes gigas is the source of this 2064-nucleotide messenger RNA. RefSeq lists its product as uncharacterized. The coding region runs from base 1 to 2064 and encodes 687 amino acids. Gene Ontology annotation, molecular function: nucleic acid binding; RNA-DNA hybrid ribonuclease activity. The transcript has 3 exons. NCBI's taxonomy places the organism in Eukaryota, Metazoa, Arthropoda, Insecta, Hymenoptera, Colletidae. The record is from RefSeq and is a predicted model, not a curated record.